This is a messenger RNA of Salmo salar (Atlantic salmon), 8658 nucleotides long. The record is from RefSeq and is a predicted model, not a curated record. NCBI's taxonomy places the organism in Eukaryota, Metazoa, Chordata, Actinopteri, Salmoniformes, Salmonidae.
GACACAGAUUAAACAAUGCCAUUAUAAAGGAGGCUGUCAAGCAGCACUCUACACUUUUACCUGAAGCCCACUUCACCUGGACACUAACUAUGGGGUGGACAGCUCUGUGGUUGUGUGUUCUCGCUCUGCCACUAACGAGCGCCAUCCAGGUGAAAGCCAAGAAAGCGCGCCAGUCCAACCAUGUGAACAGCAUCUGCAGCACCUGGGGCAGAGAGCACUUCAAGACCUUCGAUGGAGACGUGUACCAGUUCCCAGGGACGUGUGAAUACAACCUGGCCUCCGACUGCCACUCUGAGUCCUACCAGGAGUUCUCUGUGCACCUGAAGAGGAACGAGGCUACUGAGGCUGAGGGGAACCCUACGGUCAAACACGUAGUGGUCACUAUCAACGACCUGGUCUUCCACCUGACCAAGACUCAGGUCGCGGUCAACGGAGAAAUUGUAACUCUGCCGUACUACAAUGGAGGAGUCCAACUGGAGAGGAAUGCAGUUUACACCAAACUCUACUCCAAGGUUGGCCUGGUUGUCAUGUGGAAUGGAGAAGAUGCCGUCAUGGUGGAGCUGGACACGGAGUAUACCAACCGUACCUGUGGUCUCUGUGGAGACUUUAAUGGCCUUCCAGUCCACAAUGAGUUUAUUCAUAAUGGUCGUAAAGUGAGCCCCAUUGAGUUUGGAAACAGGCAGAAGGUCCACAGGCCCAACGAGGAUUGUGAAGACCCCUAUGAAGAGGAAGAGGAAGAUGAACCUGCAGACGUUCAGCCUAAAGAGGACACGUGCAAGGAGUUUCAUGCCCAGUGUGACCAGCUCCUGCGCUCGCCGUUGUGGAGCUCCUGUGGUGCGGUUGUGAACCCUGAGCCCUACAUCCAGGCCUGUGUUCAGGACCUGUGUGGCUGCAGCAACACUUCUGAUAGCUUCUGUGUCUGCAGCACCCUGGCAGAGUACUCCAGACAGUGCUCCCAUGCUGGGGGACAGCCACCCCACUGGAGAACAACAGCCUUCUGUGACAAGCAGUGUCCGUUCAACAUGGUGUAUCUGGAGAGUGGCUCUCCCUGCAUGGAUACCUGUACCCACUCAGACACCAGCUCACUGUGUGAAGAACACCUGAUGGACGGCUGCUUUUGCCCUCACGGGACUGUGUUUGAUGACAUCUCAAAGCGGGGGUGUAUCACUCAGGACCAGUGUCAGUGCAAACAUGACAAAGUUUACAACUCUGGAGAAGUAUUCAGACAGGACCGUGAGGAAUGUGUCUGUCACCAUGGUCAGUGGUCCUGUAAAAGUCUUCCCAGCCCUGCUACAUGUGCAGUUGAGGAGGGUUCACACGUGACGACCUUCGAUGGAAAAGCAUACACCUUCCAUGGGGACUGCUACUACCCCUUAGCCAAGGUGGAAAGCAAGGAUGAAAACAGUCCAAAGUUCACUGUGCUGGUCCAGCUGGUUCCCUGUAUAAGACAGAAGUUUGACACUUGCCUCAAGAGUGUUGUGGUUUUGCUAAACAAUGAUAGAAACAACGCUUUGGUGAUUACCGCCGAUGGGAAAGUCAGCCACAAUGCACAGAUCACUCUGCCUUACAAUACAGCUGGCAUCAGUGUGUUCAAGCCGUCAUCCUUCCACAUAAUGCUCCAGACCAGCUUUGGGCUGCAGGUUCAGAUCCAGCUGGUCCCUAUCAUGCAGGUCUAUGUCACCCUGGAUGAGAGCUACAAGAGCAAGACACAAGGUCUGUGUGGGAACUUCAACAAGGUUCUGUCUGAUGACAUGAAGACCCCUCAGGGUAUGGUGGAGGGAACAGCCUCUUCAUUUGGGAACUCCUGGAAGGCUAAUCCUACCUGCAAAGACAGAGAGGAGAGGCUGGAUGACCCCUGCUCCCUCAGUGUGGAGAAUGAGAACUAUGCUAAACAUUGGUGCUCCAUGCUAAGAAGUUCUGACAGCACUUUUGCCAAGUGCCAUGCCAUGGUGGACCCCGAGCUUUACUACAAGCGAUGCACGUACGCUAGCUGCAACUGUGAGAAGAGUGAAGACUGCCUGUGUGCCGUCUUUUCAUCCUAUGUGCGAGACUGUGCCACCAAGGGAGUGGUCCUGUCGGGCUGGAGAGAGAACGUGUGUGACAAAUACACUGGUAACUGCCCAGCGUCUCAGACCUACUCUGACCAUCUCCAGAGAUGUCAGCUGACCUGUAGCUCCCUGGCCAGCAAACGGCAGGGUUGUACCAACGACUUCCUCCCCGUGGAUGGUUGCUCCUGCCCGGACGGACUCUACAUGGAUGACAGGGGCACCUGUGUACCCAUGGACAAAUGCCCCUGCUUCCACAACGGGGUCCACAUCAAGCCUGGGAAGUCCAUCAACAUUCAGGAGGAGCACUGUGUCUGCAACAAUGGGAAGCUUCACUGCCGUUCCUGGAAAAUGCGUUCAGAGAGUACCUGCCAGUCGCCAAAGGUGUUCUUGAACUGCUCCAAUGACCUGGGAGUACAGUGUUCACGGAGCUGUAGGAACCCGGAUUUCAUGGACUGUUUCUCCGCAGAGUGUGAGUCUGGGUGCAAGUGUCCCAUGAGUCUGUGGGAGGAUGGGAAAGGUAUGUGUGUGAAAAAACAUGAAUGCCCAUGCAGCCAUGAUGGAUUCCUCUACGCCCCAGGAAAACAGAUCCCAAACGGAUGUAACACUUGCACCUGUAAGAGUGGGAAAUGGGACUGCACAGAUAAGAAGUGCCCAGGAACCUGUAGCAUCUAUGGCAGUGGCCAUUACAAAACCUUUGAUGAGCGCACGUAUGGCUUCCAAGGAAAAUGUGGCUAUGUGGCUGUCCAGAACAAAUGUGGGAACCAGCCUGGCCAGGACAAAUUCAUGGUGAUCACAGAAAACAUACCGUGUGGAACCACAGGCACCACUUGCUCCAAGUCUGUCAGGGUUCAACUGGGGAGAACAGAGCUGAAACUAUCAAAGAAGACCUAUGAAGUGGUGGACCUAGGAGUGGGCUCUCAGAUCCAGUACCGAGUGAGGACCGUCGGUCUGUACCUGAUUGUUGAGUCAGACAUUGGGAUCGCAGUGCUGUGGGACCGCAAAACUACCGUCCGCAUCAUCCUGGAGCCACAGCAUAGUGGAGCAGUGUGCGGCCUGUGUGGGAACUAUAAUGGAGACGGCAGAGAUGACUUCACCACGCAAGGUCAGCUGAUAGUCAGCAGUCCUGUGGAUUUUGCUAACAGCUGGAAAGUGUCAAGCACUUGUCCCGACGCAGAAAGCAACGUCGACCCAUGUGGAGCCAGACCCAACCGUCACAACUGGGCUAAGAUGCAGUGCAGCAUCAUCACAGGAAAGACUUUCCAAUCGUGCCACAAGAAGGUAGAUCCUACUCUGUUCUUUGAGAACUGUGUGAAAGACUCCUGUGCCUGUGAUACUGGUGGAGACUGUGAGUGUUUCUGUACAGCUGUAGCAGCCUACGCCCAGGCCUGCACUGAAGCUGGAGUCUGUGUUGCAUGGAGAACACCAGAAAUUUGUCCUGUGUUCUGUGACUACUACAACGAUCCAGGUGAAUGUGAAUGGCAUUACAGCCCUUGCCACACACCUUGCUACAAGACCUGUCAGAAUCCAAGUGGGACCUGUAACAACCCUCUUCCAAAUCUGGAAGGUUGUUACCCACAAUGCCCUCCAGAAACACCUAUAUUUGAUGAAGAGACCGGGGAGUGUGUUGAGGAAUGUAAUAAAACAACAACACUACCACCAUCAACAACACCAUGGACACCAACAACUACCACACUGACAACAGAACCUCCAACAACAACACCAAUACAACCAACAACAACACCACCAACAACCACACCAAUACCACCACCAACAACACCAACACCACAAACAACAACAACCACACCAAUGCCAACAACAACCCAACAAAACAACAAAAAAACCAAAUACAAAAAAUGCCACAACACACCACACCACCAACAACACACCAAAACAAACACCAAUGCAAACAAAACACCACAACAACAAAAAACACAAACAACAACACCAACACCACCAACAACAACAACAACACAAACAACAACACCAAUGCCACCAACAACAACAACACCAAUACCACCAACAACGACCACACCAAUACCAACAACAACAACACCCCCACCAACAACAACAACACCAAUACCAACAACAACACCAAUACCACCAACAACGACCACACCAAUACCAACAACAACAACACCCCCACCAACAACAACAACACCAAUAACACCAAUACCACCAACAACACCAACACCAACAACACCAAUACCACCAACAACGACCACACCAAUACCAACAACAACAACACCCCCACCAACAACAACAACACCAAUACCAACAACAACACCAAUAUCACCAACAACAACAACACCAACAACAACACCAAUACCAACAACACCAAUACCACCAACAACUACAACACCAAUACCACCAACAACUACCCCCCAGACAACAGAGCCAACAACUACUCCUUGUAUUCCUACCUGUGAGUGGUCAGAAUGGUAUGAUGAAGAUGAUGAUAAAGACAAGAGUGACUGGGAAACGUAUUGGAAUAUCACACAGAGUGGAAAAGAAGUGUGUGAAGAUCCACAGGAUAUUGAAUGUGUAGCUACAGACUACCCUGAUAUGAGCUUAGAGGACUAUGUAGCUUCGACAGGACAAGUUGUGGAGUGCGAUGUUGACUUCGGUUUAAUAUGUGAAGAAAAUAAACAGACUCAGAGACCAUAUAAGUGCAAGAACUAUAAGAUUAGAGUCCUCUGUUGCGUUGAAUGUUUAUCAACAACAUCACCAAAACCAACAACAACAGCAACACCACCACCAACAACCACACCAUUACCACCAACAUCUACCACCUCAAAACCACCAACAACAACAACAUUACCACCAACAACAACACCAAUACCAACAACAACAACUACACCAAUACCACCAACAACAACAACACCAAAGCCAACACCACCAACAACAACAACAACCACACCAAUGCCAACAACAACCACACCAAUACCACCAACAACAACACCAAUACCACCAACAACAACAACACAAAUACCAACAACAACAACAACAACAACACCAAUACCACCAACAACAACACCAAUACCAACAACAACAACCACAACAAUACCAACAACAACACCAAUACCACCAACAACAACUACACCAAUUCCACCAACAACAACCACACCAAUACCAACAACAACACCAAUACCACCAACAACAACAACACAAAUACCAACAACAACAACAACAACACCAAUACCAACAACAACCACACCAAUACCACCAACAACAACACCACCAAUACCUCCAACAACAACAACACCAAUACCACCAACAACAACACCAACAACAACUACAACACCAACAACACCAACAACUACAACACCAAUACCACCAACAACAACCACACCAAUACCACCAACAACAACAACACCAAAGCCAACACCACCAACAACAACAACAACCACACCAAUGCCAACAACAACCACACCAAUACCACCAACAACAACCACACCAAUACCAACAACAACACCAAUACCAACAACAACAACACAAAUACCAACAACAACAACAACAACACCAAUACCAACAACAACCACACCAAUACCACCAACAACAACAACACCAAUACCACCACCAACAACAACACCAACACCACCAACAACAACCACCACACCAAUGCCAACAUCAACCACACCAAUACCACCAACAACAACCACACCAACACCACCAACACCACCAACAACAACAACCACCACACCAAUAAUGACAACAACCACACCAAUACCACCAACAACAACCACACCUAAACCACCAACUACAACAGAAGCCAUAACUCUAACCACAACCCCAACGACAACAGAAGGAUCAACCACAACCCCCAGGACAUCUGAAGAAUCAACCACAACCCCAACGACAACAGAAGAAUCAACCACAACCCCCAGGACAACUGAAAAACCAACCACAACCACCCCUGUCACAGACACCACAACCACUAAAGCUCCUACAACAACACCUAAACCACCUACUACAACUGAAGCCACAACUCCAAUGACAUCCAUAUCACCAACAACCCAUGAAUCGGUUGUCACUGGUCCUCCAAUAACUGUUCCGACACCUCCAAUUACAGGAAGUGUAGUCAGUUCAAUACCAACCACAACUGGGACACCAACCCCACCACCAAUCACUUGUCCUGAGUGGGACAAAGUGCAAAAUGAGACUUUCUGGCUCUGCAACUGCACUUUGGCCAGAUGUAUUGAAAACAACACCAUUGAGAUAAUUCCAUAUGAAUGCCCAGAGCCUGAGCCAAUCACAUGUACUAAUGGCAAGAAACCAGUGCUACAGUGGGAUGAGUUCUACUGCUGCCAACACUACGUGUGUGAUUGCGUCUGUGAGGGUUGGGGAGACCCCCAUUAUAUCACCUUCGACGGGCUCUUCUACAGCUUCCAAGGGAACUGUACCUAUGUGCUGAUGGAGGAGAUGUGGCCACGUCACCACUUUAAGAUCUACAUCGACAAUGUAAACUGUGAUCCCACCGAGGAUGUGUCUUGUCCUCGAGCCAUCAUCGUGUCCUACCGCUCAACAGUUAUAACACUGAAGAAUCACAACCUCAUUGGAGCUGCUCAGUUGGAGGCUCUUAUUGAUGGAGUUUCCCUGAGACUACCCUUCACACGGCACGGUGUGAAGGUGAUGAACUCUGGUAUCAACAUGGUCUUGGAGAUAGCACAACUCCAGGUGGUAGUUACCUUUGGUGUCACUGGCUUCAGCGUCAACCUUCCUUGGCAACACUUUGGCAACAAUACACAGGGUCAUUGUGGAACAUGUAGCAACAACCAGGCUGAUGACUGCAUGUUGCCUGGAGGUCAGCUGGUGGAGAACUGUGCUGUGAUGGCAGACUACUGGCCAGCCAAGGACCUUUACCAGCCUGACUGCCAUGUGCCACCUGGAAUCCCCACCAACUCUCCUCUCCCUGAACCCACACAGAAGCCAUGCAAGCCAGACUCCUCUGUCUGUGAUCUCCUAAAGGACAGCAUUUUUGCAGCCUGUCAUCCAUUUGUCUCACCUGACAACUUCUUCAAGGGCUGUGUCUAUGACAGCUGCCACGUGUCCAACCCAGCGGUGGAGUGCACCAGUCUGCAGACAUACGCUGCUGCCUGUGCCCAGUUUGGAGUAUGCAUCUACUGGAGAAACCACACCGCCCUAUGUGCCAGCGACUGCCCAGCUGACAAAGUCUACAAGCCCUGCGGUCCUGCCGAACAGCCAACCUGUGAUGAUAAUCCAGACGAGUCUAGGAUGAACUUCACCACAGAAGGCUGCUUCUGUCCUGAUGGGAUGAAACUCUUCAACAAGGACUCAGGGAUCUGUGUUGAUAAGUGUGGAUGCAUUGACCCUGAAGGUGUUCCGCGAGAGUUCAACGAGAGGUUUGAGUACAAGUGCCAGGAUUGCGUUUGUUUGGAGUCCACCAAGACUGUGACCUGUAAACCCAAGGUCUGCUCCAAACCACCAGUAGAGAUAUGCACUGGGCCAGGCUUUGUAUAUGUCAACCAAACCGAUCCAUCGGAUCCAUGCUGCUCCAGCCUCGUCUGCCGUUGUGACAGCAGCACUUGCCCACCUACCAACAUGAACUGUCCUAUUGGGUUCGUGCCAGUGGUUUCAGUCCCUGAGGGAAAAUGCUGUCCAGAGCACACAUGUGAGCCUAAAAGAGUUUGUCUUCACAAAGGCAUUGAAUACCUGCCUAAUUCUAAAGUACCAGGAUCAGAGUGCCAGGAGUGCACCUGCACCAACAAAGUGGACCCCAAGUCUGGUCAUUACCAAAUUGACUGUGGAUUCAUGCAAUGUGACGAAGAUUGUGAAAAGGGAUAUGAGUACCAGGAGCCAGGCUAUUCUUCAGAUGACUGCUGUGGUAAAUGUGUUCAGACCCACUGUGUCCUCCAGAUCAAUGGGACCAAGCAGUUGUUGAAGCAUGGAGAUACAUGGUCAGCUCCUGGUGAUAAGUGCCAGCAGUACAGCUGUGUGAAAAAUGGUGAUAGUUAUCUGACCCAGAGCUCCAACAUCCAUUGCCCACCCUUCCAGGAGGCCAACUGCCAGCCUGGUUCAAUUCAGACCGCUGCAAACGGCUGCUGUAGAAUUUGUGUGGAGAAGGACAAGGCCUGUAAGAAAGGAUCCAUGAAGAGUUUCAUCAACCACAUGAGCUGCCAGUCUAUUGAGGAGGUGGAGAUGCCGUACUGUGAGGGAUCCUGCAACACCUUCACCAAGUACUCUGCGAUGGCUGCGUCUCUGGACCACUCGUGUGCGUGUUGCCAGGAGUCCCGGUCCAGUAACCGUACGGUGGACCUACAGUGUCUGAAUGGAGAUGUGGUGCCCUACACCUACCUACACGUGGAGGAAUGUAGCUGCAGACACAGCGACUGCCACAAAGCCAUUAGGGUGCCUGCCCGCAAGACACGCAGCAACACGCUGGUCUAAAUGGGAUCCGUACUAAUCCAGAUGGGACUAGUCCAGCACCAAUCCACUCGCUGCUUACUAAGGAACCCCCUGCUACCCUGCUUCACAUGGCUGUUAUUUAUCUAAUCGCUUGGUUUAUAUAUAACAUGUAGAUUAAAUGAUAUUUAAAACGAAGAAAUGUAGAAACUUGUGCUUACUUAUCUUAUUAAAAUGCAACCUUCAAAUA